Dioscorea cayenensis subsp. rotundata (Guinea yam) is the source of this 3136-nucleotide messenger RNA. RefSeq lists its product as uncharacterized. The record is from RefSeq and is a predicted model, not a curated record. Lineage: Eukaryota; Viridiplantae; Streptophyta; Magnoliopsida; Dioscoreales; Dioscoreaceae. Gene Ontology annotation, molecular function: zinc ion binding; ubiquitin-protein transferase activity. Gene Ontology annotation, biological process: protein ubiquitination. The transcript is spliced from 7 exons. Bases 29 to 685 code for a protein of 218 amino acids. Gene Ontology annotation, cellular component: membrane.
AGAAGAAGAAGAAGAAGAAGAGUAUAUAAUGGCAUCUUCAAGAGCACCAACUUCUAGUUUUAUGGUUCUAUGUAUUUGUAGAAUUUGCCAUGAAGAAGAAGAUGAAAAAGAAACAAAAAUGGAGUCACCUUGUGCUUGUUCUGGGACUCUAAAGUUUGCUCACAGAGGAUGUAUACAAAGAUGGUGUGAAGAGAAAGGGAGCACUGUUUGUGAAAUUUGUUUGCAGAAAUUUGAGCCAGGGUACAGUGCACCACCCAAAAAGGCACUGGUAGAUGUGCCAGUAACUAUUAGAGAUAGUCUGGAAGUGCAGAGGUAUUACCAAGCAAGGCCAGAAGAUGAAGAUGAAGACUAUCAUUACUUCAAUCCAGCUUGCUAUGCAGCAACUGAAAGAAUCUUCUCAUACUGCAGAGCUAUUGCUUUAAUGUUCACAGUCUACUUGUUGUACAAACAUCUUGUUUUUGUGCUAUCAGCUGGAGAAGAUCAUCACUAUGCAUUCCCACUUCUCACUGUUUUCAUACUGAGAGCGAUCGGGAUUGUCUUACCGUUUUAUCUGAUAAUGAGAAUGGUCUCAUCAAUCCAACACUGGCAGUGGCAGCAGCAUCUGGAAGAAGAACAACAGAUCCAUGGGACUUAUAGUUUCGACAUGAAUGAACGAGGGCAUCACAUCAUAAACAUACACAGAUGACUCGAGUUCCUCCUUGGCAACAUUUAAACGUUGAUGUAAUAGUAAAUACAGAAUUCAAUUUCAAAUGUAUACACAAAAACAAUAACAAGAAACAGUUGACUUUUGUAGAGUUUGUAAAAGAAUCAAGUCCAAAUGCAGUUCUCUCAUGCAACUUAUUUAUUUAUUAUGUUUAUGUCUGUUUCACUCAAAGCAUAAAAAUACUUAUAAAAGAAGAAAUCUAAUGGUUGUCAUUGUAAUUCAAAGCAACAGCAAAUUCAUUCAAAUAUAAUUGCAAGAAACCAUGUUUCAUUUCCUAAGCAGCAAGUCAGGCUUUUCAUUUCCAUGUGAGUGUUACAAGAGUGGGAAACACUGAAACAGUGAACACUUGGAUCACAAUGCAAAGCAACUAAUCAUUAUGGCGGGAAGUUUCCAUCAACCGAAUGAAAACAUUCUACGACAUCGGUUGUUUGUAAUCAAUCAUAAACAAAAGAAGAACACAAACUAUAAAAUCUCACCCUGGCAUCGAUAUUUUAACCGCCAGAGCAAACAAAAUGAAUAAGUAAUUUGACAGUCAAUUAUUACAUGGUUCGAAGCAUGAAGGUGAGCGAUGAUCUCACAUUCUACAAAAGGUUAAGGAAAUGAAAACAUCAAGGUGCAAUUAAAAUUUUCCAUUCUAGAAUCCAAACAAUGGCGGCAUGUUGAAUGACAAGAGAACAAUUCACCUAAUUUGAUUAGAUGCUUAAAUACAAAGGAAACAAAAGAAUAGUUAUGAGCAAAAAUCAAAAUGAGGCUCGGAAGAUUAAGGCCAUGAAAAGAUGGAAAAAAAUUAUCAAAAUACUAGGAGCAAUUUGCACCGGUGGUAUGCCAGUAGGGUAGAUGGCACUAGCUAACUAAUUUGGAGAACAGUCAGGCCAAGUCAAAAGAGAUUAAUGCAUUCUAGACAAAUUGCAAUCCACCUAUCAUUUUCAGGCAAGACAGUGACAAUACAAAGCACAUGCUUACUAUGAGUUGUCAUACAUAAUUGAAAAAAGAUUGAGGAAAAACAAUGGAAAAAUAUCAACAGAAUUCAAAUGCAACAGAUAUCCAGAUACCCCAAAGGUAGCGUGUACAGAAUUGCCUAAAUUCCGCCAAUUUUAAAACAAGAGUCUCAAGGCAUAGCCACAAGACUGACUAAGGACCAUAGAUAUGUAUCGUAGUUUUACGAUUUUUAUCCAAACCAAAUAAGUUAGGUUGAAGGUGAACCAAAAUUGAAGUCUAAUUUCAUUAAUAUCACAGCAAAUCCAUCAAAAUCAAAAUCUAGGAGGUCCAAUUCCAGUUACAGCAGAAAGCCAACAUGAUCAUAUUGGAUCUAUGUUUCAAUCAUGGCAGUACUUAAUCAAUCUUGAAUUAUCAUUACAGGCCAACUAUAAGGUAAAACAUUUAUAGGGCCAUCAGAAAAUCUAGUGACUCAAUUACUUAAUUGAAUAUGAUUGCCAAUUUGACUUGUUGAUGCUAUAAUGGUCAUUCCUUUCAUUAAAAUUGAAAGAAAAUGAUAGGUCAUAUGGUUAAGCCAUAUUAUAUAGUUGACAGAUAUCAUAAUUAUUUUCAUACUUUUGAUAUUUUUACCUGAAUCAUCACAGUUUCACAUGAGUUCCCACAAUUUCCUUCUCUUUUACAUACAUCCAUAUAUUCUAAAUAAUGCAAAUUUGAGAAGAAGAAGAAGACACAAAAAGGAAGCACAUCACCGAAAAGUCUAACAAUCAUUCUUUAUUACUGAAAGAUUAUCAUGCUAAAUGUUACAAAAGAAAAAUUGGAUUAAUUAGAAAUUCUAGGAAAAUAAGCACUUGCUUGCAAAUCUACAGAGUAGACAUGACAGUGAUCAAGACACAAAGGUUCCACACACAAAUGAGCCCUCACUUCACCGAUAAGCAUACUUCAUCGCUAUUGAUAACCAGCAUUCCUGUUCUCUUUGAAGUUUUGAAGUAAGUCGCACGUUAACCAAUAUAACCAUAGAAUUCUAGUUCAAAUCAAGUCAAGAUCAACCAAAAAGCAUACAGAAUGCAAAGCUUAAUUAUGUAACCCAAACAACUGAAUUGAUGACAAAACAUAAGUUCCCACAUACAUAAAUAGUGCAGUAUAAUGUAAAUGCCAUUAUGCCACUAAUAAUUCAAAUGAGAAACAAUCAAAAUCAGUUUUUAAGAAUUGACAUUGUUAGUAAGUUUGGCACUUGCACAGCUGUGUCACUUGAGAGCAAACAAUAUCACCCAAAAAGCAACCUAAAGCAAUUUACAUUAACUCAUUCACUUUCCCUACUUCACAACAGAUUAAUGAGAACACACUUAAUUCAAAAACAUAGCACAAUAAAACAAGUACAGGUACAAAGUUUAGCACUUGCCCCAUUUGGCCUAAAAAGUAUAAACUGAAAAGCAACAUGAUACAGAGUACAUUCAGCUCAAGCAAUAGAGUUAAACCCAUUACAACUUUGAUAUACAU